AUGGUCAUGAUGUUCUACUGCUCACCAGGACUUCCUUCCACUGAGUCAAACAUGUUAUCUGACAUCUCCAUAGGCACGACCCUCUGUGACUCCAACCCCAGCCAAAACAACCAGCUGACAGCCACAGGAGGAAUGCUUGGGCUACAGAUAACAGAACACCCAACACCAGCACCCUGCUACGACUCCAUUGCCUUAAUCCAGCCCAGAUCUCAGCAGAAACCUAACACCAUUCCGGUGACCCUGGAAUUGCACCAGCGCCUCAAAUCACCAAAUAAGAUACCAAUUCUCAGAAGACUUCAAAAAAUACUAGACGAGGAGGAGCCCGCUGAGAUGAUCCAGGUCCUGGGCCCCAAGCCUGCCCUAAAGGAGGGCAACCCUGAGGAAGACCUCACAGCUGACCAGACUAAUGCCCAGGCUGCGGCUCUGUAUAAGGUCUCUGAUGCCACUGGACAGAUGAACCUGACCAAGGUGGCCGACUCUAGCCCCUUUGCCCUCAACUUGCUGAUACCUGAUGACUGCUUUGUGCUGGACAACGGGCUCUGUGGCAAGAUCUACAUCUGGAAGGGGCGAAAAGCUAAUGAGAAGGAGCGGCAGGCGGCCGAGGACUUCAUCUCGCGCUUGCGGUAUGCCCCAAACACGCAGGUGGAGAUUCUGCCCCAGGGCCGUGAGAGUCCCAUCUUCAAGCAAUUCUUCAAGAACUGGAAGUGAGGGGCAUCUCACGGCGUCCGCCUGCUGCCUGGUCAGUGCCCAGGUGCCCCUGCAGAUGUUCAAUAAAGGAGAC
Molecule: messenger RNA, 781 nt
Organism: Molossus molossus (Pallas's mastiff bat)
Lineage: Eukaryota; Metazoa; Chordata; Mammalia; Chiroptera; Molossidae
Product: macrophage-capping protein-like
Exons: 3
Coding region: 1-708 (235 amino acids)
Biological process (GO): actin filament severing; barbed-end actin filament capping; actin polymerization or depolymerization
Cellular component (GO): cytoplasm; actin cytoskeleton
Molecular function (GO): actin filament binding; phosphatidylinositol-4,5-bisphosphate binding
Source: RefSeq, a predicted model, not a curated record